AAACACAAGAAUAUCGGCAAUUUCUCAACCAACUAUUAGAAAUUAGAACAUAUGCAAUGGGAUUGCUUACUCAACCUUUACAUCAAUUUUAUCAAUCUAGAAAAGUUAUAAGUGUAUAUUGGUUCGAACCGAAUAAUGAACAUACUUUAAAUCAUAAUGUUGUGCCAACAACAAUGACAGAAAGUCAAUCUUCUAAGACUAUUAUGCCCAAAAAUAAUGAUAAAAUGAUUGAAUCAAAAGAUGAGAUAUUGUCAAAUGUAUUGUGGAAACUUUUAGAAUUGAGAAAGUUUUUAACAUCAUCCCAUACACAAACAGCAUGGGGU
Molecule: messenger RNA, 323 nt
Organism: Entrophospora sp. SA101
Lineage: Eukaryota; Fungi; Glomeromycota; Glomeromycetes; Entrophosporales; Entrophosporaceae
Source: the annotation of a GenBank genome assembly